Molecule: messenger RNA, 7967 nt
Organism: Dipodomys ordii (Ord's kangaroo rat)
Lineage: Eukaryota; Metazoa; Chordata; Mammalia; Rodentia; Heteromyidae
Gene: Cep192
Product: centrosomal protein 192kDa
Exons: 45
Coding region: 253-7668 (2471 amino acids)
Biological process (GO): centrosome duplication; protein localization to centrosome; centriole replication
Cellular component (GO): cytoplasm; centriole; pericentriolar material
Molecular function (GO): protein kinase binding
Source: RefSeq, a predicted model, not a curated record
CUGGCCCCCGCCAUCUCCGGCUGUCCCUCCCGUGAAGGGUUUUGCUCAGUUCUGUGUUCCGGCUGUGGUGGGCUGGAUUUUGUGUAGUGAAACAUGAGGUCCCUUUGCACACAGUCAUCUGGAAGACAGCUGCUUAUAUGACAAUACUUACAUUGGCAUUUUCCAUCCUAAAGUCAUUUUACUGAUAUUUUUACUGCUUCUGAAUCAACUUUUUCUCAAAAAUUUCAGUUUUCUGGGCAAGUUUUAUGUGAGAUGGAAGAUUUUCAAGGUAUAGCAGAAGAGUCAUUUCCAAGCUUUUUUACCAAUUCAUUACUUGGUAACAGUGAGAUUUUAGAAAAUGUCACUCUUUCUUCAAAUCUUGGCUUGCCUGUUGCUGUUUCCACGCUUGCUAGGAAUAGAUCCAUUGCUGAUAAUAGGUUUCCUGAUGUUCAGGCAUCAUACUUCAUAGAAGGGAGGUUUUCUGUUCCAUCUGCGUCAUCUCCCAGUUGCCAAAGUGAUACUGAACCAAGAGAAAGGUUAAAGCUUAGCUUCCAGGAAGAUGAGAAAAAGAGCUGUAAAGAAAGUCCACAUUUGUCAAAAGUUUUCACAAAACAGUCUACUUUUCAAAGUGAUACACCAAGAGCAGAAGAGGAGCAGGCUAAAAGUACAGCAUCCUUGCAGAGACAGGAUCUUUUGCAUAGUGUUUCACCACUGGAACAAGUACCAGAUUCACCUGAUUUUUGUUUAAAAUCGUGGAUGAAUAAUCAAGAGCAUAAGAUUGUUGUGCCUGAUGCUGGAAAAGAAGACAAGACUCUAAACAGUGACUUAAACCAUGUUAGCUUCUUAGAAAAUGAAAAACUUAUGUCACUGGCCAGUUUGGAAGAUUCUUCUGAUGAUGAUAUUAAUGAUGAAGAGUUUUAUGAUGAACAUUUGGAAGCUUAUUUUGAACAACUGGCAAUACCAGGAAUAAUAUAUGAAGACCUAGAAGAACGAGAAUCUUCAGAAAAAUAUUUUAAAUUACCCAGUCAGACAACUGAAGACAGUAGCUUUAAGUCAGAAUGUAGCAGUUCUCACCACGGUUCAAACUCUUUAAGAAGUUCUGAAACAGUUUGCAAAGAGUCUGAGGAAGCCCACACUUUUUGUCUACCUGGGACCAGUAAUUCUGUAGGUACUGUUGAUAGUACAAAACAGGAAGGUGGUAUGUCAUUUUACCCUAGUAACUGGUGUGCUGAGAAGGAAAGGGAUGGAAGUUUGAAGGAUAUUUUUCCAGAUCAACACAGAGAAAUGGUAAGAGAAAACGUUCUGGAGAAGACUCUAAAUGCUACCAGUGAGAAACUUAACUCAAUUUAUUUUCAUACUACAAAUGCUGAAAAAAGUGAUUGUGACCAGACUGAUUUCAUAAAAGAUGGGGAAGAGUCUCCUCAUCAAAAUAAGCAUUUGCUAUCUGAUUUAGAAAGUGUUCUGCACAAGGAUAGAUGUUCAGAUACUGAGACUCCUACAAUUUCAAUUAAGAAAGAUAUGGGCACUGAAUCUUCAAUGCCCACUAAUGACGGCGGAAUCAACUCCACUAAUAAUCUUUGGUCAUCAAAUAGUGGAAGGAUAACCUGUGAAUAUCAUGAGUCAGUUGAAAAGAAAAGAGAUCUUUCAGAAAAUGUGGUCUAUCAAAAUGAAGAGGGCAAAUGGGUCACUGACCUUGCCUAUUAUACAUCUUUUGAUAACAAACAAGAUUUACAGAUGUCUCCAAAUGAUGGGAUAAAUGAAGAUUUCAGAUCUGGUUCUGAAGCAUUGGAUUUGAUUGCACGAGAUGAAGAAGAAUUUAAUAAAGAGCAUCAGUUUGUACAGGCAGAAAACAUAGAUGUUCAGAACAUUUCAGCUACAUUUGGGGAUUCAUCCUGGGUAGCUACAAUUAAUAAUAAUCUGUUGAAGAAAUCACAUAAUACAUCAGAAUUUGACAAAGAUGAUGCCAGUUAUUUACGCCUGUCACUAGGAGAGUUCUUUGCUGAAAGAUCUGAAGCUCUUGGUUGCCUUGGUGCUGGUAAUAGUGAGAAAAGACCAUCAUUUGGUUAUUUUAUUAGAUCACCAGAGGAGAGAGAACCUGUUGCUUUAAUACAAAAAUCUGAUAUAUCAAGAGAUAAUUGGGAGGAAGAAAUAGCUCAUCCUAACCCGGAUCAAUUUUCAGAAGAUGUAAAUGAAACAUCCCAGGCACAGCUAAGUGAAGGAUCAGUCACACUACAGGCAGAAACACUGGAGAGUAUUUCACAAGUGGAUGAACAUGAUAUGACAUUAACUGCCAAUAAAGUCAAAACAGAGGAUACUUCCUUCAGUAGUGUCAAACACAAGGAAUGCAAUGACUCACUGCAUAAUGAUGGUGAUUCUGUACUUAGGAUCAGCACCAUUGCCUCAGCAAUUGCAGAUGUGUCAGUGAGUGCUGAUCCUGCCCAGCUUGUUGUCAUGAUGAAGGCACUUAGAAAUAGAACCAGAGACAAGACUUCUUACCAAGAUGAUAACCAGAAGGGCCAUUCCACAGUGUCUCAUCCCUUACCUAAUGACUUAGAAAAAAAUAAUAGGUACACUGCAUUUGAUAUGGAAAAAUACCUUAAGAAGACAGAAGUUAGUAGGUCUGAAGGUGGAUUGGAAGAGUCUUCAAGGGCUGGCACAUCUGAUAUUUGGAAUUUAUCUUUACCAAAAGAACAAACUAUUCAAGACAUCCAUAUGGUUGACUCAUGUGCUACUAAUAUAAUUAUAAGGGAACCAAAAGAAAAGUUAGCAGCUAUUUUUUGUGAUGAAAAUGGAGAACAGGGCAAUCAGGAGCCACUUGGAACCGAAGAUUCUUCAGGCUCAGUUCUUAAAAUUACAAGAAUAGUUGAUACAAAGACGUGUUUCAUUGACAAUAAUAAGUUGUCAGAUAUGCAUAACAAUGAGAAAGAAACUUCCUCAGUUUCUACUCCAAUAACCAAUAGCUACUCAUCAGUAAGGAACCCCAGAAUAACAUCCCAUUGCUUCUUAGAAGAGUAUGAAGAAAUACGUGAAAAUAGAGAAAAUCAGAAUCAAAAAGAGUGUGUUAGUGAAGCAAGCAGCAGUGACAAGCAUGUGACUUUUGAAGAACAGUGCAAUGUCCCAUCUGAAAGUGAUGGUUUGAAAAAUACCUCUCCUGAGCAUGGUGGGUCUGGCUUACAGGAGGAUCCGGAGAGCUUCAGGCCUUCUACCUCAUCACUCAGCCAUUCUCCUAGUGAAAUUUCUGGAACAAGUUUAUCAAGGUAUGUGCUUACCUUGUUUAGUGAUAUCACCAGUGAAUUGAGCAGCACAAUGACGCAAGCCAAACUAACUCUAUCGGAGGAACAGGCUAUUGGAAAUCUUAGAGAAAAAGUUCCAGUUCAUAACAGAAGAAAAGGAAUAUUAUCAUGUAUUGCUCAAAGUAAGUUUGAUUUGGAAAAAGGAACUGAAACCACUUCUUUGAGUAGCAGACCUGAGGAUGGAGAAUCUUAUUUUAUAUCGAGUCAGGCUUCGUCCUCGAAAAGUAGAGAGCCUGUGGGAACCAGUGAGGAAGGUUUGACACCAAACCCCAGUGAACUAGACCUGAUCAGUCUGACUCUGCUGAGCAAAGCAGAUGUGGGCCUUCAGGCCGGAUCAGCCUCAUCACAUCUUUCUGGGUCAAGCCAGAAGACUACAGAAGAAGGUCAGAGGAUAACUUCUAAAGACCCUUCAACUGCCAGCAGUGAUACCAGUGGCCAGAUUCUUAAUCAGAGCACUUUGGGAAACCAGCUCAACCUCCCUCCAUGUCUUAUGGGUCAUGGCUCUGCUGUUGAUAUGCAAAACAUGCCUGCUGUGCACCCUUCACUCUGGACCGGACAUUCUGUGAGCACAGCUCCGUUGGCCCAGCAGUAUUUGGGGACCUUCCCUUCAACUGCAAAUGUUAACAGGCCUCCGUGCCAUGCAGGUAGCACUUCAGUCUGUGGAUUCUCUGGAUAUUCUUAUCCUUCUGUUGCUGGAGAACAUAUGGCUAUGGGGAUAUGUUUAGGACCAACUCUUGCUUCCGGAUUGAUGGGUCCCUCUUCCUUUUGUAACCCAUGUUCUAAUGCUUUACGUCAGAACCUGUUGAAUACAGCAAAACCUUUUUCAGUGCAAUCUGUUGGUGCAAACUGUGGAAUUGAACAGUGGAAUUCAGGAACCAUGCCAAGAUUUGGGAAUGUCAGAGUGCCUGAGGAAUUGAAGUUUCCUCAUGCUUGCUGUGUUGGUAUUGCUUCGCAGACCCAUCUGAGUGUGCUUAAUCCAACUGACCGCUGGCUACAAGUUAGCAUCGGGGUUCUCAGUGUUAGUGUUAACGGUGAGAAGGUGGAUCUUUCAACAUACCCUUGUUUAGUUUUCAAGAAUAAAGUCAUUAUAAGACCUCAUGUUACAGAAGAGAUAAAAGUACUUUUUAUACCAUCCAGUCCUGGGAUUUUCAGAUGUAUAUUCAGCGUCACAUCUUGGCCAUUCUCAGCAGAUACUGAAACAAUAGUACAAGCAGAAGCUUUGGGAAGCAGAGUCAUCCUCACAGCGAUUGCCGAGGCCCCUGCUAUUGAGGUAGAAACAGAAAAGAAAGGUGUUCUAGAUUUUGGUGACUUGACAUAUGGAGGCUGGAAGGUUCUCCCACUGAAAGUGAUAAAUAGGACGAAUGCUGUGGUGCCUAUCAGAAUGAUUAUUAAUGCUAAUGCCUUUGCAUGGCGCUGCUUCACAUUUUCAAAGGAACCUGUGCAUGCUUCUCUGAAAGCUGCUCCUUACGCUGAUGUGAUUGCUCAGCUAGCGGCUCCAUCUGUGGUCAGUCACAUCCUGCCAGCCAGUUUUGAUGGACAGGACCCAGAAUUUCUGAUAGUUUGGGUGCUUUUCCAUAGUCCAAUGAAACCAGUAACUUCUUCAGAGAUUCUAGACUCAGCAGAAGAAUUCUUGGCAAGAGUUGAUAUAGAAGUUGACAGCCCAAAUCCUACACCAAUUCUUAUGAGUGUGAGUCUCCGAGCAAGAGCAGGCAUAGCUAGAAUUCAUGCCCCCAAGGAUUUACAGACUGUGCAUUUGUUGGCCAGUGUGAAUUCCUCAAUGAAGCAGCACUUGCCUUUGAAAAAUGCUGGGAAUAUCGAAGUUUAUUUAGAUAUCAAGGUCCAAGAACAAGGAAGUCACUUUUCAGUGGAUCCAGAGAAUCUGUUUCUUAGACCUGGAGAAGAACAUGAAGUGACAGUUUCAUUUACACCAAAGGAUCUCAAAGCCUGUGAGGAAAGGAUCUUGAAAAUAUUUGUGCAGCCAUUUGGACCUCAGUAUGAAGUACUGUUAAAGGGUGAAGUCAUUUCUUCAGAAAGUACACCUUUGCCUGGACCCUGCUGUUCAGAUAUUCCAUCAAUUUUGUCCAACAAACAGUUUCUGACUUGGGGUGGUGUACCUCUCGGCAGAACACAGCUUCAGAAACUAGCUUUAAGAAGCAAUUCUACAUCUACAACCCAGCACUUGCGACUGCUCAUUAGAGGACAAGAUCAAGAUUGCUUUCAGUUUCAGAAUACUUUCGGCUCAGAAGAGCGGUUGACCAGUUCUUGUGAGAUCAGAAUACACCCCAAAGAAGACAUUAUAGUCUCUGUAUUAUUUACACCUACUCGAUUAUCUUGUAUGUUGGCCAAACUAGAAAUCAAACAACUUGGAAAUCGAUCACAACCGGGCAUUAAGUUCAUGAUACCUUUGUCUGGAUAUGGAGGAACAAGUAAUCUUAUUUUGGAAGGUGUUAAAAAAUUAUCUGACAGUUACAUGGUGACAGUGAAUGACUUAAUUCCUGGCAAAGAAAGUAAAAUUGUUUUUUCUGUCCGAAACACUGGCUCUCGAGCAGCUUUUGUUAAAGCAGUAGGCUUUAAGGAUUCUCAGAAAAAAAUUUUGCUGGAUCCUAAAGUAAUAAGGAUUAUUCCAGAUAACUUUAUACUCAAGGAAAGGACACGAGAAGAUGUUACUUUAAUAUAUAAUCCAUCUGACAGAAAGAGUGAUAAUAACACUGCGACAGAACUGUCGACUAUAUACUUCUUUGGUGGUGAUGAAAUUUCCAGACAGCAGUAUCGAAGAGCCUUGCUGCAGAAACCUGGAAUUAUAAAGCAGAUACUUCCAGAGCAUAGUGUAUUGCAAAACAUUAAUUUUGUUGAAGCAUUUCAGGAUGAAAUACUGAUAGAGGAAGUACAUGAUCUUCCCCAACGGCCUAACGAUAUUCAGCUAUUUUAUGGAAACAUGCGUAAAAUUAUGCUUUCAGUAAUUGGAGAAUUCAGAGAUUCUGGUCCUAACAGAGAACUUCUUCAGCCUUCUCCCAAAGCUAGCUUGGAAUCUAAAAGUGAAUUGAGACCUUCUGAUAAACAUGGUGGCAAUAUCUCUUUGGAUGUUUUACCAGUUAAAGGUCCUCAAGGGUCUCCUUUUCUCUCACAAGCUGCCCACUCAUCUCAAGAUACAGCAGCCUCUGAAGAGAUGUGGACCAUCCAACCUGAACACUUAAUUCUGGUAGCUCCUUCUUCUUGUGAUAUGACAAAAACUGGACGUUUCCAGAUUGUUAAUAAUUCUGUCAGGUUGCUGAAAUUUGAACUAUAUUGGCCAGCCCAUUGCCUGACAGUCACACCACAACACGGAUUUAUUGCACCAGAGAGUAAACUACAAAUUCUUGUGAGUCCUAAUUCUUCCUUAUCCACAAAACAGUCUAUGUUCCCAUGGAGUGGCUUGAUCUAUAUUCACUGUGACAAUGGACAGAAGAAAUUCGUGAAAGUUCAAAUUCAAGAAGAUUUGACUCAAGAUGAACUUUUGACUCGUUUGGCUUCUAGCACAUUAGGAAUUCUUACCACCACAUCUGAACCUCCCAUUAGUCAUGUGAUAAAACCAGUAGUAAAGCCACCUUCCACAAAAGUUGAAAUAAGAAACAAGAUGAUUACUUUUCCUACAACAGAAUCUGGUAAAACUUCAGAGAACUAUCUGGAAUUUGAGAAUCAUGGUCCUGUGGAUGUGAAGUGGCACCUGUCAUCUUUUGCUCCCCCAUAUGUCAAGGGAGUUGAUGAAAGCGGAGAUGUUUUUAGAGCAACAUACACAGCAUUCAGAUGUUCUCCCAUUUCUGGUACACUGGAAAGCAAUAGAAUCCAGAAGGUCUCCAUCACAUUUUUGCCCAGAGAUAGAGGGGAUUAUGCCCAGUUUUGGGAUAUUGAGUGUCACCCUGUUAAAGAGCCUCACAUGCAACACACUUUGAGAUUCCAGCUCUCUGGAAAAAGCAUCAGAGCAGAAAAUAAACCUGGAAAGGCACGCUCUUCCACUGAUAGACUCAUUAAAGUAGAUAAUGUAGGUAUGUCCCGAAAGUGUGCUUCAUUGGAGGCUUCUGCUCUCCCACUUGGGCAAGGUGAUUUGAGUCAGCGUGGCGUAUAUGCCCCAGAAGAUGUGUAUGUGUUCCUGCCAACCAGAGUCGGGGAAUCACGGACACUGAAAGUUAAUCUGAGGAAUAGUUCUUUCAUUACACACUCACUCAAGUUUUUGAGUCCCAGAGAGCCUUUCCACAUCAAGCAUUCCAAAUACUCUUUGCGAGCCCGGCAUUACAUCCAUAUCCCGGUGCACUUCAGACCAGAGGCUGCAGGCAGAUUUGAAGCAUUGCUUAUUAUUCAGACGGAUGAGGGCAAAAGUGUUGCUGUUCGACUCAUUGGUGAAGCCCUUGAAAAAAAUUAGAAUACAUGUUGUGUAAAUUACCUGUUAUAUUUGGGAACUUUGUUUUUCUGCACUAAAAUUAUGCUGUUGUAUAUAUAUUUGUGUGAUAAAUUUGAUGUGUGUAACUAUAUAUUUUUAUUUGUUUUGAGAAGUUAAUCCUGAAAACCUGGCUAAAAUAUCAUGUUUUUAGCACGAAGUAUUGUAUUAACUUCUACAAAAGAGGAGAGAAAUCUAUUUUUGCACUGAUUAUGGUAUUCUAAAUAAAUACAGAAUAUGUUUGAUUGUGGUAUAUCCAGAAAUAAACUUAAUUUUCUAUUGAA